GACACCGAACUCAUAAACCCUUAUGCCGGGUUUUUCAACUGAUACCGGCCGCACUCUCCUUUCUCUCUCCGCCACCAUCCCCAAAAUGGACAAUAAACUAGCCACUGCAAUCUCCGCCGCACCGGAAAAGGUCCUUGUUGAAAUUGUGAAGUUGGCUCAAAAGCAAGGAAGGCAGGGAACUAAAGGUAGCUGGAAGGAGUUCCUAAACGUUUAUGAUAGGAAGUUUGGCUCUAGCUUAAGUGACCCGGGGAAGAGGUCACGCGAGACUCUGGUUGCUUUUCUACAGACCUUUACUGAGCAGGACGAUUUGAAGUUUUUGGAGUAUGUUCUUCGGUUGCAUUCGAAUCGUGAGGUCUUAGAGCAAAUUAGAAAAGAAUCCCCAGAUAAUGAAUCUCCUGAACAGAGGCUGGUCCGUUUAACUGUUCAACACCCAUUUUACCUGUCAAAGUAUGCAUUCCCAUCAUAUGACAAGGACUGGGUAGUAACAAAGCUCCCAAAAAAAUCCAAGUUGGUCAGUUCAAAUACAAUUGUUGCUGUUGAUUGUGAGAUGGUUCUCUGUGAAGAUGGUUCUGAUGCAUUGGUCAGAGUGUGUGUUGUGGAUCAUAAUUUCCAGGUCAAACUAGACGAAAAAGUAAACCCUUGCAAACCAGUUGCAGACUUUAGAACUGAGAUUACUGGUGUUGCUGCUGAAGAUUUGGAUGGAGUAUCUUGUUCAUUAGCAGACAUACAAAAAUCUAUGAAGCAGUUGUUACAGAAAGGAACUAUUUUAGUGGGCCACGGUUUACAUAAUGACCUGCAGGCCCUGAAGAUAGACCAUAGAAGAGUGGUAGACACCUCUUUUAUCUUCAGAGGUUUGGAUGGACGCUCACCUUCUUUAGACACCUUGUGUAAGGCUGUGUUAGGAUAUGAGCUUCGCCAAAAAGGUGCUCCACACAAUUGUAUAAAUGAUGCCACUGCUGCAAUGAAACUUGUUCUUGCCAAGAUUGAACGUGGAGUUGAUAAUGACAUCCCAUUGAAACAAGAGGAUGUGUUAGAAAGUGAAAUGGCUAAGCUGCUUCUCCAUGGCAUACCAAUUGAUAUUCCUAGUAAAGAAUUACAUGGAGUCUUUUCCAAGAAAGUUACUAUUGAACCCAAGCCACCUAAGAAAGCUCAAGGAGUGCAAUAUUCUGCACUUGCCAUUUUUAAGGAUCCUCAAGAGGCACAUCAGGCUUUUGAAAACUUGAAUGGGAGGUUAGAAAAGGACAAAAAUGGACUGGAGCAGAAAACGAUAACAUUUAAACUUAACGCUGGAACAACAGCUAGUAUACAUGUUCGUAAAAUGGCACAUGAUCAUUCUCUUCAUCAAGGUUUGCUUAAAAAAAGAGCUUUUCAAGGCGAAAAUUUAGUUGAUCCCAAGAAACUAAAGACCGAUGAUUGUGACAAUCAUUUGAAAGAGAUGGAAAGAUUAAAGCAAGAACUGAAAGAAAAGGAUUUAGAUCAGUGCAAUAACCACUUGAAAGAGAUUGAAAGACUAAAGAAAGAUCUGAGUGCAAAAGAUUUUCAAAUCUCUGCUCAGGAUAAGAUCAUAAGUAAGCUGAAGAAAGACCUGGAAGAAAUGAAACACAAGAAAAAGAGAUAGUAAAAACUUUGCUGUGAUUUUUCAUACCUGGACUGAGAUCUUCCCUGCUGACAAAGAUGUUACUGGUUCACAUAAACGUUUAUGAAGAACGUGAGACUCCAAUCUUUUGGUCAUCCGGCCAUGAUUGCCGAGGUAAAAGGACUCUCCAAUUUUGUUUGCUUAGUUGUAUGAUAGAUUCUCAAGAAUUUGUAUUCUGUUAUGCAAUGUUUGUGUAGUAAUAUAUUUGGAUGAGAUUUAUGUAGCAAUUUGAGAUUAAUUAAUGGCAGCAAAAGCAUUCAGUUUUGAGCUGUUGA
This is a messenger RNA of Manihot esculenta (cassava), 1911 nucleotides long. RefSeq names its product small RNA degrading nuclease 3. The coding region runs from base 23 to 1618 and encodes 531 amino acids. Gene Ontology annotation, molecular function: exonuclease activity; nucleic acid binding. The transcript is spliced from 12 exons. Lineage: Eukaryota; Viridiplantae; Streptophyta; Magnoliopsida; Malpighiales; Euphorbiaceae. Gene Ontology annotation, cellular component: nucleus. The record is from RefSeq and is a predicted model, not a curated record.